AUGACCAGGCCAGCUGAUAAUCUUGCGACUAAGUGCUGUUGUCGAUGUCUUUGCAAUUCGGACCGGUCGCUUGAUGCGGAUGAAACGCAGGCAGUGGUGGGGUCAGCGGAAGACUCCAAUCGGACUCGACUUGCGCCCCGACUCCCAGCCGCAUCGGCGGAUUCCCGCGGCCGUGUCCCUGGUCUUCUGGAGGAAGUUCUCGGAGACUUCGAGGGCGAGCUGGACGAUUUUCGGCCAGCAUUGCCUGCUGCAACCUCACCGCUCAGAUCUCCUGAAGCUUUGCUAGCAAAGCUGCGAGCCGUUAGGUUAAAGCGCGGUUUGGGCAUCGCAGAGUUGCAAGCACUGGGUGAUGUGAACGGCGAUGGGCGCUUGACUGCCGUGGAGUUGGGAAAGGUGUUUGCCGCUGUUGGAAUCAACGCAGAUGAGGAGCUCGUGUACGAAGUGUGGAGGCAUAUUGAUACCAACCACAACGGUCAGGUCAGCUUGUUCGAGCUUUUUCAAGCAAUGAAGCCAUCCACCACAGAGGUGCUGAUUGCUUUGAGCCAUGUGAAGUACCGCAGGCAUGCGUCUCUGUCUACUUUGUUCCGUCCGUAUGACUCUAACGGGGAUGACAAGUUGACCCCUGCUGAAUUCCAUAGAAUGCUUAACGAUCUCGGCUUCGAGCUGGACGACGAAGGUGUACGGGACCUGCUUCAAGUGAUCGUCCGGGAUCGAGACGGUGGAAAUCUGCUGUCCCUCCGGGAUCUGACGCUGGCUCUGGAGUCUUUGGAGCGUCAAGAAGGCCGGCCGGAUCUGCGAAUGGGCGGAUCUUCGAAAGCCGGGGCUGUGGAGUCGACCCUCCCGAGGUCUCCUGACAUACUUGUAUCGCACAGUCCCAAGAGGUCACUAGAGCGACCAAAGACUGCCCCGGUGGCUGGAACGGAAGCCGUUCCUUCUCAGGAGAGCCACGCGGAGAGUCAGGCUCAGAAGGCGCCUCAGCUGGCGGAGCUACAAAACCCGGUGGUCCCUUUCAGACACGCUAUCCAGCGCCUAGACCCGUGCGGCCUGCCUUUAGGUGCACAGGCAUGGGAAAGUCUAAAUCGAAUCUUCUAUAGACUGGCGCAACAGAACAAGGAGGUCUCGACAAGGGAGCUUAUUCUGGCUAUUCGUAGCGACGUGCGCAUAAGAACCGAAGGUUUGCUGCAUCGACCGGUGAUUGCCACGGACGACGGUGGUCCUGCAGUCUCGUUGGACGAAGCCCUUCACCAAGUUGAAACACAAGUACUUGACGGGAUCGGACAUUUGGAGAUGGUAUCCUGGGACAGGUUCUACUGGCUGCUUCUCGAGGCACACAGGCACCGAGCAACGCGGCAGAUUCUUCCUGUCCCUGCUGUCCCUGUUCGACCUCAGAGUCCAAUUCCUGCAGUCAAGACUUCGCCUCUUGCAUGGACCUGCCCAGUAGACCCGAAUGACUCGCCGGCCGCUUCUAUCCAGUGGCUGGCGCAGGAGUGCAGCUGCAACGAAGAGAUGCUGUACCGGCUGUAUGAGAAGUUUACCUAUUGCUGUGGAGGUGACUUGGUGCAUGUACCACGUGAGCGAUUUUUGCAGGCAGUGCAGAACAGCGGGAACCUGUAUGCCGCACUGAUGACGACACCUUUAUUGUCAGGGCGUCCAGCCGUGGUGAAGCCGAUGAACUGGGGCGAUGUUCUCUGGCAGCUUUCCCGCAUAGAAGCUCCGCUGCUAUCUUGGUCGGACAUUGUGGCGACAGUGUGCUGGUGCCGAGCCUGGAGCCUUGGGUUGUCAGAAUCUGAGGCCUUGCAUGUGUCGCCUCGGGUUCGACCGAGCUCGGCAUCAGCAGCCAAAGCCCGUGUAGAGGCGUUGCUUCAGAGUCGGGCCGUUGAUGCAACCGACAACAGAGCCAAGGCUUCGCCCUUGCAGCCUUCUUCAAUUGUGCCAAAAAUCGCGCACGUGCAAGACAUGCAAAGCCGCUCUCCGCUGGAGAUGGUCAGCAGAAGGCUUGCCGAAGCCUCAGGCUCGGGCUGUGAGACCCGGUCGCAGCGAUCGAAGCAUCCGUGGCUAGACGACUCCGACGACGACGUUCCAUCGCGUGUGUCGGUGUCACGAGUACCGGCCCCGGAAAUCCCUCGGCUCUCAAACGAGGCAAGCCAUAGCUGCCACAGCAAAAACCAGGGUCAAGCACCCGUGGCUUUACGGCUGCAGAUGCCCGAAGGAAGGCCACCACCAGAUCCAAAGGAACUCCAGAGGUUGGAAGUAGAGCUGGCAAGAAUACUCAACAUGCCAGUGCAAGCUGUAAAGCUCCAGGGCCUGAGGCCCUAG
Molecule: messenger RNA, 2316 nt
Organism: Symbiodinium necroappetens
Lineage: Eukaryota; Dinophyceae; Suessiales; Symbiodiniaceae
Source: the annotation of a GenBank genome assembly